Molecule: messenger RNA, 1383 nt
Organism: Aspergillus brunneoviolaceus CBS 621.78
Lineage: Eukaryota; Fungi; Ascomycota; Eurotiomycetes; Eurotiales; Aspergillaceae
Product: putative dihydrolipoamide succinyltransferase
Exons: 11
Coding region: 1-1383 (460 amino acids)
Biological process (GO): tricarboxylic acid cycle
Cellular component (GO): oxoglutarate dehydrogenase complex
Molecular function (GO): dihydrolipoyllysine-residue succinyltransferase activity
Source: RefSeq, a predicted model, not a curated record
AUGGCUUCUCGACUCCCCUUUCACCGUCUGGCUCGGAGCACCCAGGCUUUCCGCACUGUUUCUUUCGGUCGCCCCAGAAACUUCGCCUCGAAUGCGCUCCAAAGAAAUGCUAAAGUGGCCUGUCGGCUGAACCCGGCUCUGCAACGGUUUACGGGUUUGGGCUUCACCAACCCUACUGCUACUCCCUUCGGAGCCCACCAAGUUAGAACCUAUGCGGACACUGUUGUCAAGGUCCCACAGAUGGCCGAGUCUAUCACCGAAGGCACCCUGAAGCAGUUUUCGAAACAGGUCGGGGAUUACGUUGAACGAGAUGAGGAGAUUGCGACAAUUGAAACUGACAAGAUUGACGUCUCCGUCAAUGCUCCAGAGUCUGGCACGAUCAAGGAGUUCCUGGUGAGCGAGGAGGACACCGUUACGGUUGGUCAGGACCUUGUUAGACUGGAGCUCGGAGGUGCCCCGGAAGCGAAGAAAGAAGAGGAGGCAUCUCAACAGUCUGCAGAACCAGCUAGUCCCAAGAAACCCACGGCUUCGGAGCCAGAGCAAGCAAAGACGUCUGAGGCACCAAAAGCGCCCACUCCCGAGAAGCCCGCCGCCAAGGCAAAUGAACCCGAGAAAUCGCAGCCCGCGGCACCUAAGUCCCAGGCUCCCGAGGACAGCAAACCCAGCAUUGGGGGCCGUGAAGAGCGGAGGGUGAAGAUGAACAGAAUGAGAUUGAGAAUCGCCGAGCGCUUGAAGCAGUCUCAGAACACGGCAGCCUCCCUCACCACUUUUAACGAGGUGGACAUGUCGUCACUCAUGGAGUUCAGGAAGCUCUACAAGGACGAUGUGCUGAAGAAGACCGGUGUCAAGCUGGGAUUCAUGAGCGCUUUUUCUCGUGCAUGCGUCCUAGCUAUGAAAGAUGUCCCUGCAGUCAAUGCAUCCAUUGAAGGGCCGAAUGGCGGUGACACCAUUGUCUAUCGAGACUAUGUCGAUAUCAGUGUAGCCGUCGCCACUGAAAAGGGUCUUGUGACACCGGUGGUCCGUAACGCGGAGAACAUGGACCUUGUCGGCAUUGAGAAGUCCAUUGCAGACCUCGGCAAGAAGGCCCGUGACAACAAGUUGACGAUCGAGGACAUGGCCGGAGGUUCUUUCACCAUCAGCAAUGGCGGUGUUUUCGGCUCUCUCAUGGGCACGCCGAUCAUUAAUCUUCCACAGACGGCCGUUCUUGGACUUCAUGCCAUCAAGGACAAGCCUGUUGCCGUCAACGGUAAAGUCGAAAUUCGCCCUAUGAUGUAUCUUGCUCUGACUUACGAUCACCGCCUUUUGGAUGGCCGGGAGGCUGUCACUUUCCUUGUCAAGGUCAAGGAAUACAUUGAAGACCCCCGUCGCAUGCUUCUGGGCUAA